Molecule: messenger RNA, 786 nt
Organism: Prunus armeniaca (apricot)
Lineage: Eukaryota; Viridiplantae; Streptophyta; Magnoliopsida; Rosales; Rosaceae
Source: the annotation of a GenBank genome assembly
AUGGAGAGGGAGAGAGAUAGCGGAGGAGGAGAAGAAGGGUUGAAGAGAUUGGCGAGAGCGAUUGAGAGGUUCGGGGAGGUGUAUCAGAGAGUGGAGGCCGAGAAGUUAAGGCAGAUGGUGGAGUUGGAGAAGCAGAGGAUGCAAUUCGCCAAUGAUUUGGAGGUGCAGAGGAUGAAUAUGUUCAUGGACACCCAGCGGAGCAACCACGGCAAGCGAUCGGCCUCUAAUGGUUACAGUCCAUAUACCAUGAAGAGGGCAUUUCCAUGGGAUGAGCAGGUUGAUGUUAUAUCAUCAGAUGACUCUUCUUCCUCAGACAUGGAGAUGGAAACCAAUAUUGAGUCUGAUAGCAAGCAGUUAACCAAUAAUACCACAUCUGAUCAACCUGCCAAAGAAAGAACAUCUGAAGGUGCUUUGGCGCGAAGGGCAGAGAUGUAUCAGGAGUACAUGAAGCAGAUCCCGAUCCCGGCGCACCGUGGCUCUGUUAUUCCAUUUACCUCAUGGAUGGGGUUAGGCAAAUCCAUUAAGCAGUUAUAUGGACAACCUUUGCAUUACCUCACCAAUAUUCUCCUAAAACAGUGGGACCAAUUGAGGAUGGGCAGUGAGGAAGAGUACAGGCCCUUGGAUACCAUAAUUCAUCCGUGUAAAGCCGAAGCCACCAUCUGGCUCAUGGAAGAAGUCCACCGGCACACCUCAUCUCAUUAUCAUAUAGCCACUCUCUGGCUAUCAGAUCCGAUGCACCAUGCCUUUGUGGAUUCCAUCUUUCCGCAGUUAAGAAGCAAAUCAUGA